Cyclopterus lumpus (lumpfish) is the source of this 2236-nucleotide messenger RNA. It is a transcript of the gene rnf214, whose product is annotated as ring finger protein 214. NCBI's taxonomy places the organism in Eukaryota, Metazoa, Chordata, Actinopteri, Perciformes, Cyclopteridae. The record is from RefSeq and is a predicted model, not a curated record. The transcript is spliced from 6 exons. Gene Ontology annotation, molecular function: ubiquitin-protein transferase activity. Bases 298 to 2001 code for a protein of 567 amino acids.
GUCCUGGUUCAAUAAAGUUUCCUUUGAAGAAAGACGACCAAUCAGAGACGAGCUUUGCGUCGUUACAUCCGGUUCACACAUUAUUUCCGCGUAGCCAGCGAAUCGCUGUUGCCAACUGUAAACCGGAGAUAAACGACAGCUAAUAAAGCUAAUAACGUUAUUUCAAAUAACUUUAAAGACGCCGGAAGUUUCCGCUGUCGUCGCCGGCCAUCUUGUUCUCGCAUCGGCUCCGCCCGGCUCAGAGAACUCACCCGGGCGGGGUUUAUAUUCCAGUUUCCUUUCUGGACCGAUGUGAGCAUGGCUGCUAGCGGGGAAACAGCUGGCAUGCCCUCGGGAGAAGUCCUGCAUCUGAACCGGGAGGAGGAAGAGGAGGAAGAAGAAGAAGAAGAAGAAGAGGGGGAUGACCUGCAGGACCUGGAGCUGGCGUUAACAGACAUGACCGUGGAAGACCUCCUGCAGGAGGUGAAGGCCGUGCAGACCGACAGGACGACCUCAGAGUCGGGCGUGAACACGGAGCCGGGCUGGGAGAGCGCGGUGGCGGCCAUGUUGGAUUACGGCGCCGGGCUGUCGGAGGAGUACGAAGGACUCAUGAAGAAGAAGAGCGAGGAGGCGCUGACGCACGAGAAGCACAAGCAGCAGGUGCAGAAGAAGAAGGAGGAGGCCACGCGGCAGCACCAGGUCCUCCAGGACAAGCUGGAGUCUCUGCGCGUGAAGCUGCAGCUCAACAACUCAAAAGCCACGAGGAAGAACUUCCUGGCCAAGAAACAGGAAAUGACCUCCGAGAAGAACCGGGCAGAGGAGGAGAAGAUCCGACUGACCAAGGAGCUGGAGGAGGGCGACCUCCGGCUGGCCUCCCUCUCUGAGGAGCAGUGGGAGGAGCAGAGCCGCCUGCAGGUGGAGGUGGAGGAGCUGAGGAGGGAGAUGGAGCGGGCGAGGAAGGAGGCGCGAGAGGCGGAGCAGCGAGCGCUGAGGGACGAGAUCUCAGCCGUGGAGAAGCAGCGAGACGUCGCCAUGACGCGCAUCGAGGCGUGGAGCGGCGAGGUGGGUCAGUACCUGAACGCUCUCCGGGUGGAGUCCCCACAGGAGUUCCAUCACGAGCGACCGAAGUGGGAGAAGAAGGAAGGUCUGGUCCGGAGGAACCGGGCCGAGCUCCAGAGCCGCUUCCAGGAGGUCCUGCAGCAGCUCCAGGAGGGCCGCGAGUUAGAGUCCCUCCCCAGGAUCAACGUCCCGUCUCUGCCGCAGGUUCCCGUGGCCGACCUGAGGUUCAGCCAGGUGAUGCAGCCACUGGUCCGUCCCCAGUUCAUGCCCCCCCCUCCUCCGAUGAACCACCCCUUCCCUCCCCAGAGAUACCCCCCCCACUACCAGCAGCCGUACCAGCCCCCUUACCACCCCCAGUACCGCUACCCCCCACCGCCACACCACCAGUUCCUCCCCCCCCCGCACCUCCUCCCCCCCCAGCACCUGCCUCCGUUCCAGCCCCACAUGAUGGUGACCCCCCCUCCCAGUCUCUCCCCGUCGCCUCCCGUCGCUCCGUCCCCGCCUCCCUCCUCCGGCGCCGCGAGCUCCGCCCCCGUCGGCAAACUGGACAAGUUCCUGGAGAAGCUCCGCACCCGUUUCCCACAAUGCACCAGGGCCCAGCUGAUGUCGCUGCUCCAGCAGGUGAAGAGCUCCCGCGGCACGCUGGCCGGCAUGUCCAUGGAGGAGGUGAUCGAGCAGGUGGGCUUCAAGCUGGUGCAGGGCGAGAGGUCGGCGCCGGGGCCCAUCAGCCGGCCCGCGCCCCCGGGCCCCAUCCAGAGGCCGGCGGCGGUUGGAGGUCCGGUUGGAGGUCCGGUUGGAGGUCCGGCCGUCGCGGCCCGUAAACUCUGCCUGAUGUGCCAGAACCACGUGGACCCGGAGAGCCGCCACCCGCUCGGCUGCUCCCACACCAUCCACAAAGACUGCAUCCGGGUCUGGCUCCAGUCCAGCAAGAACAACUCCUGCCCCUUCUGCCCGGGGAAGUGACCCGGGGGCCCAGAGGGUCCUCGAACGCCUCAAUACGUGCGAUCGAUGGGCGGUGCAUCUUUUUUAAUGUCUUAAAUAUAAAUCACUUCGUUCAUCAUGUACAGUUUGUAGCACAAGUUCAAGGUACUUGUACUUUAAUUGAGUUUUUUAUUUUCAUGCUACGUUCUAACUUCUGAGUUAAGUUUUCUUAAUGAAAUAAAUUCAAACAGGUUCAUCUGAAACAAUUAGAAGUUAA